Molecule: messenger RNA, 6230 nt
Organism: Paramormyrops kingsleyae
Lineage: Eukaryota; Metazoa; Chordata; Actinopteri; Osteoglossiformes; Mormyridae
Product: myocardin-related transcription factor A-like
Biological process (GO): positive regulation of transcription by RNA polymerase II; smooth muscle cell differentiation
Cellular component (GO): nucleus
Molecular function (GO): transcription coactivator activity
Source: RefSeq, a predicted model, not a curated record
GACCCAGUACUGUUUGUAUUUAGUAUAAUAUUAUAAUGUGUUUCUGAAUUUGUUUCUUAUGUAUUGGUUUCUGGAUGGAACAUUGUUUUGGGAUGAACAAGAGAGUGUGGUCAGAUAUCCACAUAUUUGGAUCUGCGUUACAGUUAAAUGCUAUAAUUCGUGUAGGAUUUGGAUUUAAAUUUUUAGGAUUUGGAUUUAAAUUUGUAAAGUUAAAAAUUCAAUUGACAGAAAAGGAAACAGUUACAAUAGCAAAUACCAACUGCCAAAAUCAAACCACAAUCAUAAAAGUAUAUCUAAUAAAAAUACAUGGUGUGAAAUCUAAAAUUAUAACUGUUUGUUAACUGGUUUUUCCAAAACACUGGUAUUGUGCUAUAAACUUACCCAAAGACUAAAAAAAUGCUUUAACUAAUGAUUAGCUUUGGUUUAUUCCAAAGAUUUUUGCUGAAGGGGAGAUAUAAUUUGGUGGAUUCCUCUCUAGUUAGCCACCCCCUAUUGCUCUUUUUGUCUGAACCUCUGGAAAUCCACUAAAAUUCCAUCUUGGAUAUGGGCCUGGAUUAUGCUUCGCGUGAUGGCCAGGAGGUCAUCCCCAGGACAAGACACCCAACAACUGCCUAACUAGCUGGUAGAUGGGCCUUGAUGUAAUCCAGUGGAACACAAUGUACAGGUAGUGGGGCACAUUUAUGACAGGAUGGAAUACACAGACUAAGUCUCCACAUGAGAUUGCCCCCCUAGGCCACUGGGGACCAAGCUGGCGAACUCAAAUCCAUUCAAAGAACAUAAGAUGGGUGUUUUGUUCAGCAGUGUUUUGGGGAAGGGAUUAUUCAACUGUGUUAAUAAUAAUAAUAAUUUUGGACUGAUUAGGAAUGAUUGGAUUUUGAUUUAAUUUGAUUUCCCUACAAUAGUGAAAUAUUUGCAAUAUUUUAAGUUUAGCCAGUUUGAUGCUAACUGUAACUGUAACACUUUAUUCACAUUUUAUGUUAUGAGAAACAUGAAAUACUCAUAGGUAAAUAACUAUUUUAAUACACUGUUUCCAAAGUGAUAAUGUAGCCAGUCACAAUAUUUGGGCACUGCUUAUGUAUUACAGAGAAUGCUUGAUUUCGCGUGUGGCUCAAAAGUUGUCGCAGCAAAGUUUUGCUUGCGUCAGCGGAACAGAGCUGUUCGUGCCCCGAUUGGAUGGGAAUCACGGCUGCUGUGCGCUUAGCGUUCAAGUCAUUGGCGCAACGUCACCGAGGACUGCGCUCUCAUCCAAAAAUCGAUCGCGGCACACUGUUUCUCGAUUACGAUUUGACACGUUGGCGAUCAAUCAUUCAAAUGCCUCUUUCGAUUGGUGGUGCUGUGAGGUGGAGGGCGGGGCAGAUAGAAAGUGGGAUAGAUUUCCGGUAGAAGUUUAUUGUAAAUCGGAAACGACUUCACAUACUAAUAAAGGGGUUUAUGCUUUAUAUAAAACACAAUAUUAAUUAAUGCAUUUAAACAACAUAUAUCUGAAUAGAGUAAAUUUAUUUUUGUGAGGUGUAUGCUACAACGGAUACACAUAAUAAGAUUUAAUGUUAUUACCUUAAGUGUAUGUGCCGACAGGGUGAACGUUGAGUUCGCAGUGCAGCCGGAUAAGCCAAUUGUUGCUGCCUGUCAGCUGUGUUGGAGGUGUCGCUCCCAGAAGGCCGGUCGUGAUUUGUGGUCGUUUCUGCGGUACGAUGCAAUGGAGCGAGCGAACAGCGGCGACGUGCUGACGGUCGUUCUGCUGAAAUGGAAAUUCCUAGCCCUUGCUCAAAGAGGAAAUAAAUCAGGACUGGCAGAACCCCCCCCCCCCCGCCUUGCCCUGUCGACAAUGGACCCCCCGCUGGGCGUAGGGGCCAGCCCCAGUGAGGGGGUGUCAUGUGCAGUUCCUGGCUCCGCCCCCAGCCCACAGAGCGAGGCAGUGACCAAUGAGAUGGAGGAACUGUCACUUCAGGCAGGCCUGGGUCUGCUUCCACUGCAGGAGAGGAAGAACGUUCUUCAGCUGAAGCUUCAGCAGCGACGGACUCGUGAAGAGCUGGUCAGCCAAGGGAUUAUGCCACCCCUAAAGAGUCCGGCUGCCUUUCACGAGCAGAGGAGGAGUCUGGAGCGAGCGCGGACUGAAGACUACCUGAAGAGGAAGAUCCGGAGUAGGCCUGAGCGAUCGGAGCUGGUGAGGAUGCACAUCCUGAAAGAGUCGUCGGCUGAGCCCUCCCUGCAGGCCCGUCAGCUGCAGCUGAAGAGGGCGCGACUCGCGGAUGACCUCAACGACAAGAUCGCACAGAGGCCUGGGCCCAUGGAGCUAAUCCACAAGAAUAUCCUGCCCGUGCACAGCAGUGUCAAGCAGGCCCUGCUCGACUUCCCGAAGGCGGUGACGGAGAGCUCAUCAUUUGACGACGACAGCAGUGACGGCUUCUCGCCAAGCCAGCUGGGCAGCCAGCCCUCACCCCCGGACACGUCGAGCCUCGGGGUCGGUGACCCCUCCCCCACGCAGGCCCCACCCCCUGCCCUGCCUCCUCCUGCCCCACCGGUGCCCCCAGUGCAGCAGAAGCUGACAAAUGGAACUGCAACUCCCCCAGCCUCCCGGCCUUCACCCCUGCCAGUCAAGGCCCAGGGGAAGACCGGAUCUGAACGGGCCACUCAGCGCUCCAAGAAACCCAAGGACAGCAAGCCCAAAGUGAAGAAGCUAAAAUAUCACCAAUACAUCCCCCCCGACCAGAAGGUGGAACGCGAGCCCCCCCCCCUGCUGGACUCCUCCUAUGCCAAGAUCCUGCAGCAGCAACAGCUCUUCCUGCAGCUUCAGAUCAUCAGCCAGCAGCAGCAGCACUACAACUACCACACCAUCCUGCCUGCCCCUCCCAAACCUCCGGCAGAACAGCAGUCUCCCUCCACUUCUGGCCCUUCUCCCUCUCGGGGUGGACCCACCCCUGCACUGACGACAUCUAGUCCAGGUGGGCCGCUCCGUCAGGCCCACCCCACCGUGGUGUUGCCUAAGCUGGGACCCUUGCCCCCUAAUUUGGAUGACUUCAAGGUUGCUGAGCUGAAGCAGGAGCUGAAGAUCCGGGGCCUGCCAGUGUCGGGUACGAAGAACGACCUCCUUGAGAGACUGCGGACCUUCCAGGAGCAGAACGGAGGCCCAGCCCCUUCAGGGGGCACUGCUGGGGUCGGUGCCCCAAAAUGCAGCCUACCGCAACAGCUAUCCCAGCCUGUGGGGCCCUCCCCCAUUCUGGGAGGGACCACUGUCUUGCACCAUUCCGGUGAAGGAGGAGUGGUGGUGGCGGCGGCUUUCCCGUUCGUGGCUGCAAUUGCAGGAGGCGGAGCUGCACCGGGGCCCCCACCCCCCAUCAUGAAGUUUGGCAGCACGAGCUCAUCACCACCCGAGUCUCCCGCCCCCUCUGACCGUUCACUGGCUGGGAUGAGUCCAGAUGAAACCAGCUGUAAUGGAGAUACAUUUGGGGAUACGGUCAGCUCCCCCCUGACGCAGUUGAACCUCCACUCCUCCCCGCUGCUGCCCACCGCGAUCAAAGACGAGGCCCCAGCACCGUGCCGCUUCUCCCGCUGUCCUCACACCCUGGACAAGGACCAGAUGCUGCAGGAGAAGGACAAGCAGAUUGAGGAGCUGACGCGCAUGCUGCAGCAGAAGCAGCGGCUCGUGGAGACGCUGCGCUCGCAGCUGGAGCAGGGCAAGCGGGUGGGGGCGGAGCUGCAGGAAGUGGCUGGCGUGCGAGUCAAACAGGAGCCUGAUGAAGGUGUGGGGGAGACCACAUGCUGUGCCUACGGCUCAUAUGUCCCCGACCUUAGCGAGGAUGACACCAUCCAGGUGACCAUUAAGGAGGAGGUGGAGGAUGACUUGGGUGACAUGCUGUCACAGGCAGACCUGCAGCUGGGAUCGUUUGACCAGCCGGCCGUCCUGCCACUGACACAACAGCCAAUGGAAAUACUGCGGCGUCAAGUAUCACAGACACAGCAGUCAGUGGAAAUACUGCAGCGUCAGGUGCUACGAACACAGCAGCCAAUGGAAAUCCAGCAGUGUAAGGUACCACAGAUGCAGCAGUCAAUGGAACUGCAGCAGCAUCAGGUGCCACAAACACAUCAGCCAAUGGAGAUCCAGCAGCGUCAGGUGGCACAGGUGCAGCAGCCAAUGGAGAUCCAGCAGCGUCAGGUGGCACAGGUGCAGCAGCCAAUGGAGAUCCAGCAGCGUCAGAAGAUUCAGGUGCGGCAGCCAAUCGAAUUAGAGCACCAAAGACAGCAGUGGCAGCAGGCACCUCAGGGGCAGCUGGUGCAGGAUAGACAAGCGAGUGUGACGCACAAGAAGAAGAAGAAGAAGAAGAGGAGACCGUUGGAGGUAGAGGUACAGCAGGUGCCCCCUGUAUUUGGGAGCCAGCAACCUGCCAUCUCUAUGCCUGCCCCCUCCCUGUCAUUGGACAUCCUCAAGUCCUGCCCCGCCCCGACACUGCUGAGCAAUAGCAACAGCAACCACUUCCUGGUUGCACUUGGCAGUCGCGGCCAGGAGGGGACGCUGUCACAGUGCGAAGGCCCUGGAAAUAGAGUGCAGUCCACACCCACCAAAUCCUCCAGCCAAUCACCUCCCGUGACUGACAGUAACGCCCAAUCCAAGUCACAGUUUCAGCCAGGUCUCAACCAUCAGCUGGUGAAAAAGGGACUCCAGGUGUCCACCAACCAACGACAAGAGUCAAACAGCUCCCUCUCUGCCCCGCCCAACCUGCAGCCUUUCUUUCUCGGUAAUGAGCCCGCCCCCUCUAAUGAGCCCGCCCCCUCUGAGGAGCCCGCCCCCUCAUCUCCCACCCACAUGGUGGGUAUGUCUUCUGGUAUCGAUGUGCACACCUUAUUCGGGCCCCUCUCCCCGGCUUUUAAGAGGCAGAGUCCCACACCCCCGCUGCACGACAAGGAGAACAACUCCAGUGAACAGAUGGCUGACUUUUUUGACAUCCUAAUUGAGAGCGGAGAAAUCUCUGCCAGCUUCAAAGACCCGGGGCUCUCCUGCCUUGACUCCAGAACCUUGCCCCCUUCACCUAGCCACUCCCCUCUACAUUUCUCAGCCCCUGUCCCCCUUGAGCCCCCAGUCUCUCAGCACCCUUUGGAAGGGGAACCUCAGGCACCUGUUUCUGCAGAACAGGAAGUGGUCGGCACAGGAAGCGGCCGUCUGGAGGACUUCCUGGAGAGCACCACUGGAAAGCCAUUGCUGGGGGUGGAACCAGGAGGCCCGGUGACUUUGAUUGACGACCUCCAUAGCCAAUUGCUGAGCACUUCCAGCAUCUUGGACCACCCUCCUUCUCCUAUGGACACAUGUGAGCUCUCCUUCACCCCCCACUUCGGAGAGCCGGGCCUGGAUGGCAUGGAUUGGCUGGACAUCACCAUGGGAGUGGGGACCAGCGGGCUUUCAGGUGUGCCCCCUCUGGGAUCUCAUGCACCCUCCAGUGUGUUUUCAGCAGACUUCUUAGACAGUUCUGACCUGCAGCUUACCUGGGACUCCUGCUUGUAGCUGUGUAACCCCCCCCCGGCGAUUUGUGAAAUAGCUCAUCCCCUUUCUCCAUACCCCCUCCAUCUCUGUCCUGUGCACAAGCACUCACGUUCAGCUGAAUCUAGAAAUAUCAGGUUCUAGCUGGUUUAAAUGCUUGUGGGGGGAGGGGCUGUGUGUUACCACCCCUGGUGUCUCUCUUAAAGUAAAACACUGAAAAUUUGAGCUUUAUUUUGAUUACCCUAUUUUACUGUUUUUACUGUACUGUAUCAGUACCCUGCCUCUAACACUUUUUUAAAUGUCUCAUCGCUUAGCCGUGUUACAUCGGUGGCAAGCAGGCGUGACUGAGUGUAUCUGGAGAUGCAUCUUUAAUAUGUUACACCUGUGUGACAGAUAUGCCUCAGGUGGGUAAUUUGGCUCCUUAGCAUAUCUCCACCAGGUCCUCUGCUCUGCCCCCUAGUGUUGAUCAGUGGGGUUGUGUCUGGAAGCUGCUGGAUGCGAAGGAGCAGUCAGACGCACACCUUCAGGGUCUCUGCCAGUGCAGCUCUGCCCCCUGCUCCAUGUUUGCACUCGGUGAGCAGGCGUCAUGCGGAGGGGGGGGGGUGUGAGUGAGGUGCUGGUGGGCCAUUCUCAUCAUGCAGCUGCUUGGUACCUGGGCCCGCUAGCCCUCCACAUGAAGACCGACCUGCACCGAGGGCUCAGACUUUAGUCAUUUGGAUAUGAUUUUUUUUUAAAGAAAAAUAAAAGUCUUUAUGUUUCA